AUGGAGGUUUCAAACGUGGAAAAGGCAGAGGUCUCCCGGGUCGAACAUGUUGGCUAUGAUUCCAACACUCAGGAGCUGCGUGAUCACCCCAAGACAUGGAACUGGAUUCUCAAGGCGAUGGUCCUCACCAAUAUUUGUUUCAUGGUUUUUUGCGGCAACUUUUACUCGGCUGGUAUCUCCGCAGGACUGACUCCCGUGGUACAUGACCUCAAUAGUAACUACAAAGAAGCAAGCAAGGUUGUCGCAUACAGUGUCCUUUGCAUUGGACUGGGUGCUUUUCUUUGGAUUCCCACUGCUGUCGUCUUUGGAAAACGGCCGGUUUUAUUAGCCUCGCAGUGCAUGUUCAUGGCUGGCUGUAUCUGGGCUACACAAGCCUCAACCAUGAAUAGCCUUCUUGGAUCCCGGAUUGUUGGCGCGCUUGGCGCUGGCGCAGUCCAGGCUGUCGGUCCUGCGGUUAUUGGAGAGAUAUUCCUUGAGAAGAAUUACUCGAAAGCCAUGGCCGCAUAUUCAAUAAGCCUCUGCCUUGGAGCUCAGGGCAGUCCCCUUAUUGCUGGCCAUCUCAUCGCUGCCAAAGGCUGGCAGUGGUUCUUUAUUCUUGUCGCCAUCCUCAGCGGUGUAAACUCUCUUAGCCUUCUCUUUCUUUGCCCGGAAACAGCCUUCAACGUCCGGGUCGAAUUAGGCGCUACGAGCGCAGAUUUUGACGCGGACAUUUUUGACCAGGCUGGCCGUCUAGGCCCGAGCCAGAGUCCAAUCAAGACUUGGCGUCAGAACUCGUUCUACACAAGACACCCGCACGUACGUGGAGGGGGGGCGAGACAAUGGUUGCUUUCAUUCUUGUUGCAGAUAGAGUAUGCCUUUGAUCCUAUCGUUCUACUCUCCGCGGGCAUGUGGGGGAUCGCAUUGGCAUGGGUCGCUACUAUCUCGGUCAUCAGCAACCAGCUAUUCGCUGCGCCACCUUUCCUUUGGGGCCCAGCUCAACUUGGGAAUUGGGCGUGCACUAGCCUUAUAGGGGUUUUCCUUGCAUUUCCUAUUGCAGGCCCGUUAACGGACGCCCUUUCUUCCUUUUUUGGUCGAAGAAAAGGCAAGCAUAUGCCCGAGUAUCGCCUUUAUACCUUGGUAGUCCCCUUGGUGAUUUGUUCACCAGGCCUUCUACUGUUCGGAUAUACAUACACCAAAGGCUCCUAUGUAGGACCAGCGGUUGGGUACGCCAUGGAGACCGCCAGCCUGAUGCUUAUACCUACCUCGGUAUUGUCUUACGCCAUAGACAGUUACCCGUACGAUUCAUCGGAAGUUGUAGCUUUGAUGAACGCUGUGACGCAUUUGAUCUCUUUUGGUCUGGUAGAGACUGCCUCGGACUGGUUGACGAGGGUCGGCGUCGAGAGACUGUUCUUGCAGAUGGCUAUUAUCCAGUGGGUAUUGAUUGCCGCACUCUCUGUGGCUCUCAUUCUAUUUGGGCCGUGGAUUCGGACAAAGGCUUCUUUUAUUCAUCACCGAUAUGGUGCCAAGAGAUUUCUCUGA
Clonostachys rhizophaga is the source of this 1518-nucleotide messenger RNA. Lineage: Eukaryota; Fungi; Ascomycota; Sordariomycetes; Hypocreales; Bionectriaceae. The record is from the annotation of a GenBank genome assembly.